Zygotorulaspora mrakii is the source of this 870-nucleotide messenger RNA. RefSeq names its product Hsp70 nucleotide exchange factor FES1 (gene FES1). The record is from RefSeq and is a predicted model, not a curated record. Bases 1 to 870 code for a protein of 289 amino acids. NCBI's taxonomy places the organism in Eukaryota, Fungi, Ascomycota, Saccharomycetes, Saccharomycetales, Saccharomycetaceae. The transcript has a single exon.
AUGGAAAAACUUCUCCACUGGUCAAUCGCCAACUCGCAAGGCGACAAGGAAACUGUUGAUAAGAUAGGUCAGCCAGAUCCCAAACUUUUAGCUCAACUAUUUGGGAGUGGUGGGCCUGAUGACCCCACUUUAAUGAAAGAGGCAAUUGCUGUAAUUUCCAAUCCAGAAGCAGACUUAGAAAACAAGCUGAUUGCGUUCGACAAUUUCGAGAUGUUGAUCGAAAAUUUAGAUAACGCCAACAAUAUCGAGAAUAUGAAGCUUUGGGUACCUUUGCUGAAGACUUUAGAUGCAGAGCAAGAAGACCUGCGUGCAUCGGGACUAUCCGUUAUUGGAACUGCAGCACAGAACAACAUUCCAACUCAGGACAGCUUUUUGAAAUAUGAUAAUGGUCUACGAAAACUGAUAGAACUUGGAAACGACCUGAAAGAACCUGCCAAUGUUAGAAUCAAAGCUUUUUAUGCCCUUUCUAAUCUAGUAAGAAAUCAUCCAUCAAUGGCUCAAAAAUUCAAGGAGUUAGGUGGGUUAGAUAUCGUAGCACCAGUUCUCACCGAUUUGAAUGCAAUAUCCAAGCUUAAAAUGAGAGCAAUUUCUUUAGUUGCUGCAUUUUUGACCUCUACUCAAAUUGAUGAUGAGCUGAUCCAGUUACUAAGAACUGAGAGUAUUAUUGGCUCUACAAUUGAGUGUUUAAAGACCGAAACGGACAUAAAUAUCAUUGACAGAGUUCUCAAUUUUUUGUCUCAACUAAUUUCCGCUCAUAUUAAAUUUAGUGAAGCGGAGGUUCAGGGACUGAAGACCGGUAUUCAGAACAUUGAACAAUGGAAGGAUAGAUUGAAUGAAGAAGACUUUUCGGUUGUAAAGCAUGUAUUAUAA